Messenger RNA from Macaca mulatta (Rhesus monkey), 1329 nucleotides. It is a transcript of the gene CPA2, whose product is annotated as carboxypeptidase A2. The record is from RefSeq and is a predicted model, not a curated record. NCBI's taxonomy places the organism in Eukaryota, Metazoa, Chordata, Mammalia, Primates, Cercopithecidae. Gene Ontology annotation, molecular function: zinc ion binding; metallocarboxypeptidase activity. Gene Ontology annotation, biological process: proteolysis.
UCCAGGAAAACCCAUGGCCAUGAGGUCGAUCCUGUUUUUGUUUUUUGGUGCCCUUUUUGGUCAUAUAUACUGUCUAGAAACAUUUGUGGGAGACCAAGUUCUUGAGAUUGUACCAAGCAAUGAAGAACAAAUUAAAAAUCUGCUACAAUUGGAGGCUCAAGAACAUCUCCAGCUUGAUUUUUGGAGAUCACCCAGCACCCCAGGGGAGACAGCCCACAUCCGAGUUCCCUUUGUCAGCGUUCAGGCAGUCAAAGCAUUCUUGGAGUCCCAGGGAAUUGCCUAUUCCAUCAUGAUUGAAGAUGUGCAGGUCCUGUUGGACAAAGAGAAUGAAGAAAUGCUUUUUAACAGGAGAAGAGAACGGAGUGGUAACUUCAAUUUUGGUGCCUACCAUACCCUGGAAGAGAUUUCCCAAGAAAUGGAUAACCUCGUGGCUGAGUACCCUGGUCUAGUGAGCAAAGUGAAUAUUGGCUCUUCUUUUGAGAAGCGGCCUUUGAACGUGCUUAAGUUCAGCACCGGAGGAGACAAGCCAGCUAUCUGGCUGGAUGCUGGGAUCCAUGCUCGAGAGUGGGUUACACAAGCUACGGCACUUUGGACAGCAAAUAAGAUUGCCUCUGAUUAUGGAAAGAACCCAUCCAUCACUUCCAUUCUGGACACCCUGGAUAUCUUCCUCCUGCCAGUCACAAACCCUGAUGGAUACGUGUUCUCUCAAACCAAAAAUCGUAUGUGGCGGAAGACCCGGUCCAAGGUAUCUGGAAGCCUCUGUGUUGGUGUGGAUCCUAACCGGAACUGGGAUGCAGGUUUUGGAGGACCUGGAGCCAGCAGCAACCCUUGCUCUGAUUCAUACCAUGGACCCAGUGCCAACUCUGAAGUUGAAGUGAAAUCCAUAGUGGACUUCAUCAAGAGUCAUGGAAAAGUCAAGGCCUUCGUUACCCUCCACAGCUAUUCCCAGCUGCUGAUGUUCCCCUACGGGUACAAAUGUACCAAGCCAGAUAACUCUGAUGAGCUGAGUGAAGUGGCCCAAAAGGCUGCCCAAUCUCUGACAAGCCUGCAUGGCACCAAGUACAAAGUGGGACCAAUCUGCUCUGUCAUCUACCAAGCCAGUGGAGGAAGCAUUGACUGGUCCUAUGAUUGCGGCAUCAAGUACUCAUUUGCCUUUGAACUGAGAGACACAGGGCGCUAUGGCUUCCUCUUGCCAGCCCAUCAGAUCCUUCCCACAGCUGAGGAGACCUGGCUUGGCUUGAAGGCAAUUAUGGAGCAUGUGCGAGACCACCCCUAUUAGGGCGCUGAGGAAGAAACAAGAGCCAUUAAAAUCUCUUUGGUUUGAAGCAA